AUAGUUUAUGUCACGCAUUGCAUUUAAAAAUACCAGUAGGUAAGAUGAUGUUAUUUGCAACAUUCAUUAAAAAGUGUGCACUCAGUCAGCCAAGCACAAAUCAACAUAUGACAGACUACAAAGAAAUACCAAAGUAAAAGGAAACUCAAGAUGAAACAGAGUGAGGUCAUUGGUUUCUUGCAUUAUCCUGAAGAUGUUUGUCAACAUUUUAAUUUAGCAAAUGGCCACUAUUUUUUUUAAAAAAGAGAGAGAGAAAAAAACCCUUUGUUUUGACAAAAUCAUGAUCUGGGGGGAGGAACUUCUGAAAAAUCACAUUAACUAUUUCCACUCUGUACUUCUGAAUGAGUCCUCCAGCAAAAAGGGAAGGGACGUUAUGUGCAAUCUGGUAGCGUUAUCUGUGAGAGGAUCAAGGAGAAACCAUUCCUUCAGAUUUAACUCUCCUCCUUUAAUAUCUGUCGUACUUGUAGGUUGUAAACACACAACUGAGAUAUGGCAAGGAUUAUAAGGAAAACUAUCUUGGAUCUUCACUACAUCUGCUGCUCUCAUUAGGCAAUCCAUCAGUAUGUGUGAGCAAGGCAGACCUCAAGACAGGAAUUCAGCUGAUAAAGUGAAUGCAAAUCACAGAUGCCAUGAAAUGUCCCCUGGCCUUCCCAUGCCACAGCCAGUGCCUCACUGGGGUGAGAAGGCGCAAAGCCCACACUGCUGUUGUUGGGUUUGGGUCCCACUGCAGCGUGUGGGCACAUUUCCUGCGGGGAGCUGUGGCAGGAGCUGGACGCACUUGGCACCUCAUUGUGGCCACCGCACCCCAGCACAGAACCCAUUGCCCCACCAGCCCGGGAGUGGGAACAGCCGGGAGCUGCUGGAGCGCGUCGUGAUGGCACUGAAGGUCACACAGGGAGUCAGCUAACAAACGCAUGCUUUUCGGCUUUUCCCUCUUGCCGCACAGAGCGGUUGCUGUUGAGGCGAGCAUCCAUAGGGAUGAGCAGCUGGAGAGGCUGCUCCCUGUGCCGAGGGCACAGAAGGCCGAGGCUGGGUCAGGUCUGGCACACGUGGCUGCUCCAGCAGCUGGCCAGCAGUGGGCACGGGGCAUCCUCUGCGCCGUGGGGAUGCAUGGCUGCCGCAAGUCCAGACUUGAAUCACGACGUGGUGUGCACUUCAGUCUCAACCAGCGUGCAGCACCGGGGGAGCUGAACAGGUUGAGUGACUUCAGGCUGUGGGAGGAAUAAUCGUCUUGGGUUGCUUCAGAGAGCUGAGGCAGCCAAACUGGGCGAGGAUGGCACUGCGGAGUGCCUCGCGUCUCUGCCAGGUACCUCCGGAGAGUGUUUGUGUUUGAAGGACUUUUUAUAGAACUGCUGUCAAAAUGGGUAGAGAGAAAGUUUAAUUGGGACUGAUCUGAAAAACGAGGUGGCAGGUAGGUGCGCGAGGGAUGUAUGCAGCAAGUGGCUGCUUUCAGCCGGAGCCCAGUGUGAACAGGUCCAGUCUGAUGUUUAUCAUGGACUCAUCUCCUGAGCUAGCAAUUUUUUUACUGUUGUGUCAGUUAUGAUCCGCAGACCAGGAAGCAUUAAAGACAACUUUGUGUACUGUGUAAGUAAGGCUGAGCAUCCUGUCCUGCUGCAGCCAGCGCUGCCCCAGCCGGCAGUGGGGAGCCAGCUCGCCCCAUCUGAGCUGCGGGAUCUGUCUGCCCAGCGAGCAGGACCUGCCUCUGGUGCCAGCCCAAACGUCGUCCCCUUGCGCAUACUGAGUCACAAGUGACUCACUUCAAACUUGGAUGUGAGCGCAAAGUAUACAUUUGCAAAUUGGCUGGUGAGGCACUGCUUUGCAAUGUAGGUGGGAUGUAUUACAUACUCCAGCAGUCAAGUUCUGCUCUUUUUUCCCUCCUCCCUCUCCCUCUGUGCAGGAUAGCUGUUUCAGCCCAGGAUUUUGGUGUGGUUCUUGCAGGCGCAGGAAGGCAUAUCAGCCUGCUCCAGUGGAUGGGGCAUGUGGAUGGCUCUGCUUGUGACAGAGCUCUGCACUGAAGAUGGAUGAUUUAGCGCUCCUUGACCUGUUGGAGUGUCCUGUGUGCUUUGAAAAGCUCGAUGCCACAGCAAAGGUGCUACCUUGCCAGCACACUUUCUGCAAGCCCUGUCUGCAGAGGAUCCUGAAAACCCAGAAGGAGCUCAGGUGCCCCGAGUGCAGGACCCUUGUCCUUUGCAGCAUCGAGCAGCUGCCCUCCAACCUGCUCCUCAUUCGCCUCCUGGAUGGAGUCAGGUGUGGACAAAACGUUACCAGGUUUGGCUCAAUCCAGAGGUCAGGGGUCCUGUCCUCCCCUGCCUCCAUCAGGAGAGUCCCCAGGGGGUUGCAACUUCAUCAGCACCGGCUGCUGACCAAUCCCAGGAUCCACAUGGAAGGGGUCCCAAGAGCCAAGGCCCUGUACACCUACCGAGGGCACAACCCCGGGGAGCUAAGGUUCAACAAGGGGGAUAUCAUCAUGCUGCUCCGUCAGCUGGACGAGAACUGGUAUCUGGGGGAGGUCAACGGGAUCAGCGGCGUUUUCCCAGCCAGCUCCGUGCAAGUCAUCAAGCACCUACCCCUGCCAGCACCCCUUGGCAGAGCACUCUACAGCUUUGACCUGAGGAGCAGGGAUAAGACUGAAAACAAGGACUGCCUGACGUUUCAUAAGCCAAACACCACUGCAAGGCAACUCCUGCAGACCAGCAAAAGCCACUGGUCCCCUCAGUUUAAGCGCACAUCCCUCCGAACGGCAUCUCCCAAAGCAAAGGGCGCGGAUUCACCAGCUUUCCCCAAGGUGCCCGACUCCAGGUGCAAGAGCCUGCGGCAGUUCUCCAUCACCACUGCCCUGAACACCCUCAACCGGAUAGUCCACGCGCCUGCUGAGCGGCAGGCGCUGGAGAUCAGCUCCCCCGUGCUCAUCAGCUCCAGCAACCCCACCGUGGCCACCCAGAGCAGCGAGAAAGCACAGUUUCCCUGCAGCAGCCCUCUCCAGGUCAGUGCAUCUUACUACCCUGUGCCAGGAUCACUGGGGCACUCUGCAGCCAUUGUCACUCUUCCCCAUCUGCAGCAUCACAUAUCAGCUUAUAUGUGCGUGGCUCUCCAUUCCUACAUGGCUCAUGGACCAGACGAGCUGGAGCUGCAGAAGGGAGAAGGGGUCCGCGUCUUCGGGAAAGACCAUGACGGCUGGCUGCGGGGCAUGUCCCUUGUCACCGGGAGAGUGGGGAUCUUCCCCAGCAACUAUGUCGCUCCCCUCUUUAGGAAAUCUAACCUCUCCGACUCAAAAAUGCCUUCCCUGUACGCCUCGUGGACGCUGUCGACCUCCUCACUCUCCUCCCAAGGGAGCAUCUCAGAAAACAGCCCCAGACAAAGCAGACCUUUGAAACCAGCGCUGCUGCCCGUGCCCAUCACCUCACCCAGCAGGAGCGCGGCAGCCUCAGGACAAGCAUCACUGCGGCGCGGACGCAGCAGCACGAGGAAGAAUGGAUCCCUGCAGAGGCCGGGGCAGGCAGGGACCCCCGUGCAGGUUGCCGGCUCCCUCAGGCGUCCUCCCACAGCUGUGGCGCGACCUCAGCAGUUUCAGCUUUAUCAGCACAUCAGCCCCCAGCCGCACAGCAUCCCUCCUGGAGCUGGCAUGGCCGAGGCAGGAACGAGGCCAAACUUCUCCCACGAUGCUUCACCGGCACUUGCGGUCAGAGGAGGGGAAAGCCGAACCCCCUCUGUGUGCAGCUCAGUGAUCCUGGAUGCCAAAGACCCUCCAGCAAAGAGCGAGGCAGCUCCGAAGCCACCUGCAUCAGCCCCACCAUCCAUCCUGGUGAAACCAGACACCUCCCGCAACAGCGCCGAAAAGCAAGUGAAGACGGUGCGGUUCCAGAACCACAGCCCCCCGCCGCCCAAGCGGCACAGCCUGCAGCCUUCCCCGAGCCUGCCGCGCAGCAGGAUGGAGCCGGCGGCCGCAGCAGAGGCUCUCCUGCCAGAGGCCAGCCUGCCCGGCCCUGAGCUGGCAGUGCUCUACUCGCCCAGGACCAGCUCCAGCCCCCUGCACCAGCGACGAGCACUGCACCCGAAGGCACUGUCGCUGGACCUCUCCGGGCAGCUGACCUUCCCUGUCAAGAAGAACUACAGCAGCAUUUCUGCAAACUGACAGGGUAACUCCUCCGCUUGCUUUCCUUCAUGCACCUGCUCCGCUCCUCCCUCCUGUGAGGGGCGAGGGCCCCGGACCCCGCACCAGCAUUCCCCAUGUCCCCACGCCUCCACACCGCCAGCAUCCUCAGCACCUGCAAGUCUGAGGCUUGCAGAGAACUGGGGGAGCUCCCGAGAGAGCAGGACGGGACAGGACAGCAUCCAUCCCUGCACUGGAGAGUCCUGUCCCAGCCCCUGCCGUGCUGAGCGUGGCUGGAGGAGCCCCCCUCCCCCAGGGCUGCUGUGAGCACCAGGGAGAUGUGAAGGAGGGUUGUGGCAUCCACCAAAGGGACGUUCUUUGGUGUCAUAUAAGGCUGCCUGUAAGGUGCUGGAGGAGGAGUGGGAAGAGGAAGAAAGCGUGCAGGUAUCAGAAAUAGUUAAAGCUUGUUUUGAUCUCCACACUGCUGCAGGAAAGCCUACAGAGAUCAAAACACUGGUUCAUUACCUUCCUGCUUCUGCAGGAUAAAGAAACCAUAAAUCAAAAUCAGUCAGUUCCUAGCUGACGAUUUGUGUUGCCUUUUGAGGGGAGGAGGGGGUCGCUCAGAUUUUUUGUUAGGUUUGUUUCUUGCUUGCUUUUCUGUUUGGUUUUAGUCCAGGAGUUUUAACACAGAAUACAAUUUAAAAGGUGAUCUGGAGAGGAAAGAGACAAUGGAAAGGGAGGUGCCAUUACCGCAGUCACUUAGACUCUGUAGACAGGGGUAUUGAAUCUUGCUUCUCCUCAUUGCUUGGUUUCCCCUAGUUACCUGCCAGCUACCUCCUAGCAGUCCAUGAGCUCACUCCAACUUCUUCCCACCAACCACCCAUUCAGAUACUGCUUUUGUAAAUAUCCUAAGUGGAAUUCAUGGGCUUAAGUCUACAUUACGAUGCAUGAAAACAUAAAAGAAAGCAGAAUUCAGCAAUUACUGUGCCACAGGCCACCCCUCUGUCACAGCACACCAGCUCCAGGUUUCAGCUGACCCCGUUUCAAGCAUCUUUCUGUGAAUCCAUGGAAGGCAGGCAGAGUCAGAGCACUGUGUCCAGCUUGCCAGCUGGAACCUCUCUCCAGCAAACCCGUGCAUGACAGCUUUUGUUUUUAUUGUUGGUUUAUAGACCAGCAAUUCUCACCCUAGCUACAGCCACCAACUGCUAGAACUCCUAAUAGCAGUAACUGUGCUUCAUCCAAAACUGCUGUAAAAUCACAUCUUUGGUUAAUUGCACACAAAACCCAUGAAAUUAACUCCACGGUCAACAAAAACUCUCUGCAGCACUAGCACAGCUUCAGAGAAGGAAGUUUUCUUCUGGAACUAAGAAAAGGAAACUGAUAAAGUAAUUUAGUAGUCUACAGCCCCUGCUCUUUUACUCUUUCAGACUUUUUCUGUUUGUGGAACAGGAAGCCGGCAUCUGCCUACAGGGAUUUUCAGUAGCGCAGAAGCCAUCAGUGGCACAGAUAAGUUCUUCACCUUGUGCUCUCUGUCACUAUUUAAGCUCUGCAGAAAAAUCCUGACAAACUGAAAAUAUGCGGUUUGCCCAGGUAUAAAAGGUGGUUGUGAGCUGCAAAUCAGAGCAUGAAUAUGACUCUCAGCAAUGCCACCUCAAAAGCAGUUGAGCAUCUCAGAGAAGACAUGCCAGUUCUUUGCUGAAGACUCCUCUCAUCCCUUUAAAACUAAACCAGAAAACCUCAAAAGCUGACUGUAUAACCAAGAACAUAUCCACUUCUCCCAAGCACAUUCAGAAAUAAACAGAAUUGCAUUAAGUGUGUCCAGGACCAGCUUGGGAAGUAAUUCAUAGUGUUGGUUUGGAGGGGCUGCCUGCUCACGCCUGGCUCCAGAUGCGCUCACUCGCUGCCUGCAUGCUAAUGAGAGGACAGGCGGCUUGUGAAGACCUGAUCUGCACCCACCGACGAGCAUCUAAUGCAUUCCAGCAGCUGACCUCCCACAGGACUCACAAAAGACAGUGACAUGGGUGGCUGGAGCUACACGAGAACUAAUUAUGCAGAUGGAAAUGCUGGCAGGCAAAGAAGGAGCAGUAGGAAAAGUGAAGCCCAGCUGAAUACUUGGCAGGGAUGGUGUGUGUAGGGAAGGAAAGGGAACAUCCAUAGUUUACUGCCCCCCAAAAGCAGUGUCCUCAUCUCACGCCAACGUACCAGAGCCAAGGUCUGGCAGGACUGCCUGGGUCACUGUUUGCUGAGUGGGGUGACACGCCGGGAGCAGGCUGGGCUGUGCCCUGGGGAGGGGGACAGGCUGACCCCUGCACACGCACCGCAGCUGAUGCCGAUCCCCAGCUUUUAUACUCUGCAGCGAGAGGCAGCCGUGAGCCCCCCAGCUCCAGCAAGCUCAGUGUCCCCAGAGAGUUGGGAACAAGGUGAUGGGCCAGGGACACUGCAGCAGCUCUAAUCAAAGAUCUUCCCUUGUUACUGGCAAUUAACCCUGCCCUGCAAGACCCCAGUGCCUCUUUCAUCAGGAACUCAGAAGAAACGUUCCUCUGGACCAGGCAGCACAUCAGUAACUGCUGACACUCAGGAGGGAGCUCAGUGCAAUCUGCAUGCAGAGAGUCAACUGAAGAUGAGGGGCAAAAAGAAAACAACAAACCGUAACUCACCAGGGGCUUCAGACAAAUGUACAGUGAUGUAAGUCACCUUGUAAAUUUAAUGUACAAGUGGGGCAGGUUUUCUCAUGAGAGGCAGGCAUGCGAAGCCAGGCAGCAAGGAAGAAUCUGAAGUUCAGUUUGGGGCUCCAAAAUGAAAAGCUCCAAGAGCAACAGACAGAAGUGACUGCAGCUCUGUUUCUCAUGCCCCAGUCCUGCCACCAAAGCCCAGGUUUGAGGAAAGACAGCACCUCCCUCAGCCCAAUUUAUCAAGAUGCGCUAAGCUUCAGGGGACACCAAGAGCAUCAGGAAAGGCUGAAGGUGCUCAGCACGCCUUAAGAUUUCACAAGCCAUAUAGUCCUUCUGGGCUCACAACACACCACUUGUCAGUUCAGAAUAUUGCCUUCCAUAAACAAAAUCACCCUCUUAUCCUCUCAUAUGAAGAUAAACAGCAAUAAGGUUUCACAGCACCCAUGCACACAGAGAAGCCUGCAAAAUUGUUCAGGCCAUUACACGAUACUGAAGUCUUACGACAAAUAACACCAAAAAGUACCAUAAAUCUCUCCCGGACUUGGCCUUUAACCCACCGCAUUAUGCUAACAAGUGACAGUGCUGAUGGGGAGGGAGAGAGCUGUGACACUCAUGCACACACACACACAUCAUGGGCAAUGCAGAAAGGAGGCACUAACAGCCAAAUUGGUGCUUUGGUAAAAGAGCAGACAGCUAUUUUAGGACAGAUGUCUCAAGAUUCUUGCACAGGAUAUUUGAGUGCUUUGAUGCUAUGGUGAUAAGUGUCCUAAAUAUAUUAAAAAUACGUAGGGAGAGAGAACUGAAAACAAGAUAUAUUUCAAAGCAACAGCUCUAAUAAGCAUCUUAUUCCCAUAG
Falco peregrinus (peregrine falcon) is the source of this 7617-nucleotide messenger RNA. RefSeq names its product SH3 domain containing ring finger 2 (gene SH3RF2). Gene Ontology annotation, molecular function: protein phosphatase 1 binding; ubiquitin protein ligase activity. The record is from RefSeq and is a predicted model, not a curated record. Gene Ontology annotation, cellular component: nucleoplasm. Bases 2018 to 4132 code for a protein of 704 amino acids. The transcript has 8 exons. NCBI's taxonomy places the organism in Eukaryota, Metazoa, Chordata, Aves, Falconiformes, Falconidae. Gene Ontology annotation, biological process: positive regulation of JNK cascade; protein ubiquitination; positive regulation of proteasomal ubiquitin-dependent protein catabolic process.